AGUCGAGGCUUUCCGGCCAGAAGGCAUAUCCCUUGUGAAAUGGCGUGUAGAACACUGACAGUUGGACGACAGCUCUUGUCAGAUGUAAUACCAAUUCAUCAAAGACUCAGACAUACCUGGACUAAUUUGCAGCAAAAUUACUAUCAUGGCAUUAGCGUGACUGUAGGUUCAGGGAGGUUGCUGUCAUCAGCAUAUGGAAAUAUAGGGAAUAACUGUUUUUUUGUGUCUCAAUAUCAUGUAAGCUGCCACCAGGGAGGGAGAAGAACUUCCAGUGACUCAUUUGUCAAGAGAAGACCUCUUGUUGAUUCCCAGUUAUCACAGACUUUAUCUAAUGGUGCAGCUAAGAAGUAUAGGGGUAAUAGUGGAAUGCCAUUUAGUCAUGAACCUAAUGUGUUGACUCAAGUAGUCAAUAAUAAUGUCACUUUAUUAAGUGGCACAUCACAGGCUACUAGAAACAUAUCACAAGGUAGAAAUGACUUCUCUAGCAUCCACAAUCGAAUAUCUUCCUUACAAGCAAAGAAAAGAGUUCAGCGGAAGAAGAAGCAGGUUUCCACAGAGUCUGAUGAGGCUCAGGAGACAGUAGCAGGCUUUGCUCCCUUGGCACGGCACAAGUUCCUUACUUUUGAUCCCGACUUUUCUCUACCCGAAGUCCAAGUUCACAGACCGCCACCCCGAGAAUGGCAAGUCACCGCUUAUGCAACGGCAGAUGAAUAUGACUUAAAUGAACUUCUGGAUGGCCUAACGCAUCAAGGUCUCUACGUCUCAGCUGGCAUUAAUCCAGGUAACACCCAUAAUGAUAAGAUGAGUACGGCACCUGGAAUGCACUCUGACAGCCAUGCACACUUGUCGUCAAAGUCUGGGUCUCAUGCCCCUUCACAUUCUGUACCAGAUGCCAGUGAUGUCUUGCACAUGGUGGCCACGUAUCGAGUAGAAACAGAAAACCGCGAGAUCUACUUUUUUCGAGAGGGUUCAGUCGUAUUCUGGAACGUACCUGAAAUAGAGCGAGACAACGUCCUCCGUUUUUUGAAGAAAUAUGAGACUGGAAGAUAUGAUGCAGAAGCUGUGGAGGAGGAGUGUGAGAGCCUGACAUAUGCCUACAGCGAUUUACCGACCAAAACAAGAUUGGUGAAGGACAAAAUCAUUCUGAAUACUGAGGGACAAACAGAUUUAGAAAAGUAUACAUUCAGCAAUGCUAUGGCCAUGUCUGUGAAAUUAGGAAUCUGGGAAUCCUCACUGGACAAGUAUAUAGAAAAGAUUGAAUAUGUAUCGGAGGAGCUGAGUAAAACUGGCCGUGUGGUACUGACACAAGACCAGGUCCUGCAGAAGAUGGGCCAGUUGUUUGCCCUGCGUCACCUCAUUAACCUGAGCUCUGACCUCCUUGACACCCCGGACUUCUACUGGGACCAUGCCGAGUUGGAGCAGCUCUACCAGAAGAUGGCCAACCACCUUAACAUUUCCAAGCGCACCUCGGUGAUGAAUGUGAAGCUCGGCCACUGCGUUGAGCUAAUGGAACUGCUGAAGAGUCACUUGAAUGAGAAGCAUUCGGCGCGGCUGGAGUGGAUCAUCAUUAUCCUUAUCAUGGUUGAAGUUGGUUUUGAACUUUUGCAUUACAUUGAACGUCUUCUUUAAAUAGCCAUGGGGUUACCCUCCCUCAUAUGCAUAUUGUAUGCUUUGCUCUUGGUCUUAUUAAUGCAAGCACACAUACCUGUAAGUAUUCUGUAUAUAUGAUUUUUUUUUACGUGUGUCGGUUUUCAAUUGGAAAAGCACAAAUUACCUGUAGAAAUGGACUUUUCAGUAAACACUAAUAGUGUAUCAUUCCAAAUAUUCUCAGCUUUUUGUAAUGAUUCCAAGUCCUGUUUUGUACUUAGUGUAAAGUGAUAUUAUAGCCACUAAGAGAAAAAAUUAAUAUGUUAAACCUUUAUAUAUGAAGAACUGAAAAAGUGAUAUAAGCUGGGAACAUCAUAGUCAGAUUUUUGGUUCUCAUUUCAUUGUCUUUCAUGUUUUAGGAGAUUUGUUUUCUUAUCUCUACUAUAAAACUGUGUAUAUCCAAAUAAACUGUUGUAAGUGAUUGUGUCAAGACCAAGUUGAAUUAAUUAUGUAGAUAUAAAGCAAAAUAUAGAAAAAAAGACAUUUUAAGGGUCUGGAUAUAAAAUGCUCAGAACAUAACUGCAUUGAUAGUUUGCUUUAAUUGUAUAUAUAUAUGUAUGGACCAAAAACAAUUGUAAAUAAAUGUGAUAAUUCUU
Penaeus indicus is the source of this 2243-nucleotide messenger RNA. RefSeq names its product required for meiotic nuclear division protein 1 homolog. The coding region runs from base 40 to 1629 and encodes 529 amino acids. The record is from RefSeq and is a predicted model, not a curated record. The transcript is spliced from 8 exons. NCBI's taxonomy places the organism in Eukaryota, Metazoa, Arthropoda, Malacostraca, Decapoda, Penaeidae. Gene Ontology annotation, biological process: positive regulation of mitochondrial translation.